CCGAAGCGCAACCAGCAAGGAGAUCGAACUCCCACCUCUGCCCCAACCCACUGUCAUCAGCAAGACCGCACGUGGAAAGCAACCAAUGCAACAGCCUCCUCGCACACCGAACCAAGAUCAGUACAUUCCUGCACGCGCAAAGACAUCUCCACAUGGCGGCAUCGAGAAUCAGUCACCGUUAACAUCGUCUCCAAUCUCCUCUCCGCUAGCAGCGCUCAACGAGUUCGUCUACCGCCACCUGGAAAGCGACGACUUCCUCACGCUGGUCCAAGACAUGGAGGCGACUUGGGCGAGAGUUGUGAUGUGA
Molecule: messenger RNA, 307 nt
Organism: Alternaria triticimaculans
Lineage: Eukaryota; Fungi; Ascomycota; Dothideomycetes; Pleosporales; Pleosporaceae
Exons: 2
Source: RefSeq, a predicted model, not a curated record